GUGUGUGCUGGAGGUGAUAGCCCUUGUGCUUUCUUGACAGUGCUUUUCUCGCGAGCCCUAACAAGUUGUGAGGCCCCUGAGGUAUCGCGGAGAAGCCUCAGGAAUCACAGAGUCUUGUGGACUUGUGGCAUUGUUAGUUGUGGUGGGCAGGAUGUGUGGGAACCAAGGAAGUGAUCUACCCGCCGCAGCCAUUUCCUCUACGGGUGCUGAGAAGACAUGUGUCACGGAAACGACUUCAAAUUGUGUGAAGGGAGUGGCCGAGGAAGGAAGCACCCGAGGAGGUCAAAAGGUCAAGUUGUCGGCGGUGUUUUGGGACAUGGAAGCCGACCACCACUCCCAAGAUUCAACGAUUUCAAGUGAACUCCAGGUGAAUUAUUCCAAGUAUUUUCUUAUCUAUUCACCUGUUUCUGGAGUACUGCCUUUUUUUUUCGCCAUGCAGAGUUCAAACACAUUUACAUCUCGCUGGCCAACGGUCGCCGGACUGGAUUUACUCGCCACGUUUACACUUGUAUAUGGAUGCGCAUAAUAUUUCACAGCGGAUAAUCAGUUUCAUUCUUCGUUUCCUCCCCCGUAGUUUCUCCCAAGUCCAUUUUCUCCUUUGCUUUUCUUUCCUCAGCGCAAAUGUUUAUGGCUUGGAGCUCAUUCCUCUUUUCAAAUUGUGCUAGUUUUUAUCUCCUCUCUCAUUCCGUGCACUUGUUCCCCCAGGUUGCCAAGUGCUCGUUUGUGCGGCCCAACUUUGGCACUGAGGCCGGAUAUUGCCGAAUUAUGAACGGUCCCCUGAGCUCUCGUUCCUCACAUGAUUCACGACACGGAUGCGAGUAUACGUGAUUCAUAGAGGGUUUUUUGAGAUUCCUGGCAGUUCAUGGGGGAGGAAACUAAACAGAGCGAAGGUGGAUGAGUCAGUGCUUGCCGCUUUUCUUUCAUCCCGUUUUCUCCCGCGUCAGAACACCCUCAACAGGUCCACGUGCUUCAUAAAACACGCAGGGAAGGGUGAAGGGCGGCUUCUCUGUGAAGGAAGGAGCGCCAGAGGUCACAACUCCCGAGCAUAAAGGCUGAUUACGCGGCCUCACACAACACUUCCUCCUACACCUCCCACACGCCUUAUCACACGCCCCCUCGCCUUUCAUCUCCAGCCACGCCCCCUUCUCGCCGUACCCACGUCCUC
Messenger RNA from Portunus trituberculatus (swimming crab), 1165 nucleotides. RefSeq lists its product as uncharacterized. The coding region runs from base 152 to 526 and encodes 124 amino acids. The record is from RefSeq and is a predicted model, not a curated record. The transcript is spliced from 3 exons. Lineage: Eukaryota; Metazoa; Arthropoda; Malacostraca; Decapoda; Portunidae.